CUUCCCGUUGCAUUGCGCCGACAUCAAUACCCACUUUCACCGCCUGCCCUAAAGCCCAUCGAGGGCAUUGCACGUUGCUAUGGCUCCGUUUCGGAACAGGGAUCGGUCCAACAGGUCAGGACGCGGUCAGAUAGAGCACAAUGUGCUGGAAGGACUGCCCAUUAGUCAGUAUCGGGAAGCCGAAAUCACCAUUGAACCAAACUCGGCCGACAACAAGCCUUUGGACAAGGAUGCUUGGCCCGAGCUGCCCAUGCCUCGAGAUUCUCACAUGUUGCCUGAGCAUUCUCAACAAUUGCUGCGGGCAGCACGCUCCGGGAAGCUGUACAAGCCACCGGCCCCUCCAGAAGACGACAACGAGAUGAAAGAUGAAGAAGAAGAGACCAAAGAGAUCCGUACCGGUUUCACUAUCAAGAAGUACGUCAAAGUUGCACGGCAUCUAGAAGUUUCGGAACCAGAGUAUCUCGCAAAGAGAAGGAAAGGUCUACCAUCACCAUACGUCAAUGGUCAGGUUGCACAACCUGCGUUGCGGGAGACCAAAGUGAAAAAGCUUGAUGCAGAUGGUAACGUGGCUGUUUACAAGGUGCUUGUACCAGAAGGACAGGCUGUAGAAGGCGAAGUCCAGCCUACGGAUGCUGCAAUUGAAGUUGCGCCAGCUACUGCGGCACCGGGAACAAUUGUCGAGGGAGUCGGUGUUGUGAAUGCGGAAGGUGUCGUCGUAGCUAACGACAUCCUACAACAAACGCCACCUCGGCGGAGGCCGCCACCUCCCAAGAAGAAGGUCAAACGUGGAGGCCCAGGCAGAGGCAAGAAGAAGGUCGUCUUUGUCGAAGGAGCAGAGCAAGGGACGCCAGCAUCGACUGUCGGCGGUGACAUGCUGGGUGUACCAGGCGUGAAACAAGAGGACGGAUCGGUAGCUCCAUCAGAUGGAGGUGAUACGCCAAUGGCAGACGCCGGUGGCGAGGAAGAAGAGGGUUCUGGCGAGGAGGGCUCGGAAGAUGAAGAUCAAGACAUGGAGCAUACUUCCAACCCGGCGACUCCUCAGACAUCCUCUGUAGCCCCACCCAGUGCUCCAGCGACCGAAGCCUCCAACCCUACGGACGCUACGUUAACAGAGAGCACCGUACUAGCAAGCCAUCCGCCGUCGGCUUCCAACGAGCCCUCUCAAGAUACCGCAACGAUCGAGAGGACCGCAAUCGAAACCGCUCCACCCGACACGUCUCCGCAGACGCCGAAACGUGACCAGUCCAGCUCACCUGAUCUGCCGCUUUCUGCCGUCUCCCAUAGUCGCCAGAACUCCAUGAACCAGAUUUCGACUCCUACUACUACCACAGAAGCCAUCGUUCCCGAGGAUGCUCCAAGCGAGAUUCCAGCCCCAGCUCCAUCUGUGGAAGUGGAUGCGGCACCAGCGCCUGUGGUCAUCCCGGAGCCUCAGCCUGAGCCUGUAGUCGAGGCUGAACCCAAACUUGAGGCUGAACCUAUGCAAUCUCUACCGGCUGCUCCUUCUGCACCAACUUCGGAACCAGACCUCAUGGGAAGUCUAGAGAGGCAGCUUGAGGAACACGACAAGGACAUGGCAGAGUCAUAGAAUGGCCAAGCCCAAUCCUCUCUUCCCCUAAGAGUGUGUUUCACAUGCUGUAUAUUGGAAGGCAUGAAUUGCGCACCUUUUGACGCAGCCAUCGGUUAUUGUCGCCACAUGCAAGGAGUUCGAGAUGCACGCAUUUCUUGGUUCAGAAGAAGGGUUUCGUUUGGCGUUAUGCACAUCAUUGUAUCAUUAUCAUCCAACGUAUCACUUUUCAGCUUACUCACAUCAAUAAACGCACUAUCCACUCACGACCCGUCUUAUCGGACUCGUACUGUCUUGUGCUGCCGCCGGCGGUAUCGGCGUCGG
Molecule: messenger RNA, 1888 nt
Organism: Alternaria rosae
Lineage: Eukaryota; Fungi; Ascomycota; Dothideomycetes; Pleosporales; Pleosporaceae
Exons: 2
Coding region: 80-1585 (501 amino acids)
Source: RefSeq, a predicted model, not a curated record